AUGGUCCUUGUGGUGUUGCUGCUCAUUCGGCUUCCUCAUAUGGCAUGCAAGGCUCCCGUUAAAUGCAGGGUCCAGUAUCCACACAGUCCACUGCACAAAUACCAUCGGAAAGGAGACCUCAUCAUUGGUGUCAUUGCCUCUCAAAGUUUCAUCGUGUCCAGCUCAAUAUCAUUCACUGAAAUACCACCUCCAGUAUCAGCUGAAGAGUUGAUAGUAGUACCUAAAAAUUACCAGCAUAUCUUGGCCUUGGAAUUUGCAGUAAAGGAGAUCAAUGAAAACCCUCAGCUCUUACCCAAUGUCACUUUGGGUUUCGACAUCUAUGACAGUCAUUUUACUGCAAUGAGGACCUAUCAUGCCACCAUGUUACUCAUGUCCACAUUGGAGAGAUUUUUCCCUAACUAUGUAUGUGACACCCCGAAUAACCUAAUAGCUGUCAUUGGAGGACUGGACUCUGAAACCUCCCUUCAUGUGGCAAAUAUCUUGGAUAUCUACAAGAUGCCCCAGGUCCAUCAUUCCCUGAGAACUGUCUCAUUUAACAACAGUGCUGGGGACACAAUUUCUUUUGACAAGAAUGGAGAGCUAGUGGCUAGAUUUGAUGUCAUCAACUGGAUUUUUUCGUCAAACCAAACUAAACAGAAAAUUGGCCAGUUAGAUCCUGAGGCUCUUUCAGACCAAGUGUUCACUAUCAAUGAGGAUGUCAUAAUUUGGCACAGCUGGUUUAACCAGACUCGUCCACUCUCAGUUUGUACUGACAGCUGCCAUCCUGGUUUUAGCAAGAAAGUGAAGGAGGGGAAACCAUUUUGCUGCUAUGAUUGCAUUCCAUGUCCAGAAGGGAAGAUUUCAGCCCAUGAGGACCUGAGCGACUGUUAUGAAUGCACAGAUGAAACUUUUCCAAAUAAAAAUCAGGAUCUAUGCAUUCCCAAGCGCAUCAGCUACUUGACUUUUGGAGAACCUUUGGGGAUCAUCUUAGCCUCUUUUGCUCUUUGCCUUUUUUUGAUCACAGCUUUGGUGCUGGGAAUAUUUGUCAAGUGGAAGGAUACUCCCAUUGUCAAAGCCAACAACCGGAACCUCACCUACACCCUUCUCGUUUCACUUCUGCUCUGUUUCCUGAGUGCUCUGCUAUUUAUUGGCAAGCCUCACAUUGUGACAUGUUUCUUCCGGCAAACUGCUUUUGGCAUCAUCUUCUCAGUGGCUGUUUCUUGUGUGUUGGCAAAAACCAUCACAGUAGUUCUGGCUUUCCUGGCCACCAAACCAGGAUCCAGGAUGAGGAAAUGGGUGGGGAAAGGACUGGCAAACACCAUUGUGUUUUCUUGCUCCUUUGUUCAAGUAGGCCUCUGCAUCAUGUGGCUGGUAGCCAAUCCUCCAUUCCCAGAUGUUGACAUGCACUCAUUGACUGAACAAAUUGUACUAGAAUGUAAUGAGGGAUCGGUGACUAUGUUUUACUGUGUUCUGGGCUACAUGGGGCUCCUGGCCUUUGUGAGCUUUACUGUGGCUUUCCUUGCCAGAAGGUUGCCUGACAGUUUCAACGAAGCCAAGUUUAUCACUUUCAGUAUGUUACUUUUUUGCAGUGUUUGGUUAUCCUUUAUUCCAUCCUACCUGAGCACUAAGGGGAAGUACAUGGUAGCAGUGGAGAUCUUUUCUAUCUUAGCCUCCAGUGCUGGGUUGCUAGGUUGCAUCUUUUCCCCCAAAUGUUACAUUAUUUUGCUGAGACCAGAGCUGAACAACCGGGAACAGCUAAUAAGAAGGAAACCUUGA
Messenger RNA from Podarcis muralis (Common wall lizard), 1755 nucleotides. Lineage: Eukaryota; Metazoa; Chordata; Lepidosauria; Squamata; Lacertidae. The record is from RefSeq and is a predicted model, not a curated record.